Molecule: messenger RNA, 6050 nt
Organism: Poecilia latipinna (sailfin molly)
Lineage: Eukaryota; Metazoa; Chordata; Actinopteri; Cyprinodontiformes; Poeciliidae
Product: protein phosphatase 1 regulatory subunit 29-like
Exons: 2
Coding region: 511-3351 (946 amino acids)
Cellular component (GO): plasma membrane
Molecular function (GO): protein binding
Source: RefSeq, a predicted model, not a curated record
UUGUUUUUAAAAUUAAAUUGUGUGUUUAAACUGUAUUAUUCGGCGUCGCAAAGUUGAAUGUGGUGGAGUUUUAUCGUUUUCAUCCCACAAAAAUCUGUUCUUUUUUCCACAGUAAAUACAUAUAGAAAUUGACUUGCAUAAAAAUUCAUAGUGCGCAUAUGUAUUAAUACAUUUCUUGUGUUAUGUUUUCCUCUGUAGAUCACUCCGAGGUCCCACGCCACUGCGUUACACAGACGUCAAGUCUUCAGUGAGAGCAUGAGGACAAGUUGCUUCCCUUCAAAUUGUAGCUCAAGAAAUUAUGACAUAACAAGGAUCUGCUGCUCAUCACCAUAAUGCUGAGACAGGCAUUCUAAAUCCCUCACUCCUUCUUCAGCACCCAGCCCAGACCCGUUUCUUUUUUGUUUUUUGGAAGUUUUUCCUGGUUUUCCUUAUCCUAUAAUCAAAUCCUUCUUCGUCUUUGCCCUGAUUAUAACCUUUGCACUCUACCUUUUUUUUCUUUUCAUUGACAUCAUGCUGCGUGCUUCCACUCUUUCAGUUCUCCUCCCUCUUACACUUUUUUCGCUCCUCUUCUUUUCCUGGUUUCCCAACAUGGCCAACGGGGACUGCUGGCUCAUUGAAGGAGACAAAGGCUACGUUUGGCUAGCUAUAUGCAGUCAGAACCAGCCUCCCUAUGAGACUAUCCCCCAGCACAUCAACAACACAGUCCAUGACUUGAGGCUGAACGAAAACAAGCUGAAAGCCGUGCUUUUCAGUUCCAUGUACCGCUUCACGAACUUGACCGACCUCAACUUAACCAAGAAUGAAAUCAGCUAUAUUGAGGACGGCGCUUUUGCAGGACAAGCCAAUUUACAGGUUCUUCAAUUGGGUUACAACAAGUUGACGAAUAUCACUGAAGGCAUGAUGAGAGGACUCGGUCACAUGCAGUGCCUCUUCCUACAGCACAACCUCAUUGAAGUUGUUGCAAGCAAUGCAUUCUGGGAGUGCCCCAGCCUCAGCAGCAUUGACCUGUCGUCCAACAAACUCGCCCACAUCGACCCGGUCACAUUCACAGCUCUGAACCGCCUGAUGGUAUGUGAACUGGCUGCAAAUCCAUUCCACUGUGGUUGCGAUCUUCUAGGCUUCCUGCGCUGGCUCGAAUCCUUCAACAAUGUGACGCACACUUACGAUCGCCUCCAGUGUGAAACACCAAGGGAAAUAUAUGGCUACCCCUUACUGAGUUCUUUUUCUUCAAGCCACAGCGGCCGCAAUGCCAAAAACAUUUUGAACCAUCGCUGCAAGGAUGGUGUGAUGAUUCCAGGAAUGACGUCUCUGCCACCAGAUAUCGACGGUCCUUCUGGGAUUGGGCCGGACAUGUUUGGUGGUGUCGGGCCAUACUACCAACCCACCCCAUCGUCUUCAUCCACAGACGACAGCUUGAGCCCGAGCAUUAAGCUCCAACAUGUCUCUUCGUCGUCAGCCUCCGUCAUUAUAAAAAUUCCAAGGCCGUUCAGCAAAAUGUACAUUCUUACACAAUACAACUACUCAAUGGCAUCUGAUGUCACCAAUUUGAAACUGAUGAUACAAAAAAUAACUCUCGACAAGCUUAGACCUAGCAAUAAUUACACCUUCUGUGUGUGCUCUGUCCGUAACUCUCAGCGUUAUAACCACACCUGUCUCCAGUUUACCACGCGAGGCCAAAAUCGGGACGAUAUGCUCCCCACUCCCUCAACCACUACUCACUACAUAAUGACCAUUGUAGGCUGCCUUUUCGGCAUGCUCAUUGUCAUAGGAAUUGUCUACUACUGUCUUCGUAAAAAACGAAUGCAUGACGAGAAGAAAAAGUCCAUCUCUGUGAAAAAAACUAUUCUUGAAAUGCGUUACGGGCCGGAGGUGGCAGCAGCAGUAGCAAAUGAUCCAUCGGCAGUCCAAAAGCUUCAGGAGCAGUCCAGGGAGCAUCACCAGUAUCAGCAUCACCAUGGCGGAAAACUGUCCACGUCCUCCAGCUCUGGACUGCUACAUUCUGCAAACACUACCUCCUCGAGACUUUCCUCUAUCCCUCAAGUGGAAAAGAUGGCCUCAGCUUUCUCCGAAGCAAUGGCUACAAGCAAAGGAAACUACAUGGAUGUGAGAACUGGAGGGGCUGGGAUGGAAAGAGUGGGGGACGGUGGCCAUGGUGGGAGAAGGGGCGACGACCUGAGGGAUGACGACGGAACCGAUCUUGCCGAUGAUUCAGAUGACGACGGGCACGGCUCCGUCUCGGAGAUUUCUACCAUUGCCAUGGAGGUGGACAAAGUUAACCAAAUUAUUAACAACUGUAUUGAUGCCCUUAAACUUGAUGCAGCAGCAGUCGCUGCUUCAGGCACCUCCACUAGCCAUACGGCUUCUAACAAUCCCACCUCCCCACCUCCCACCAGCACCUCCCCCCUUACCCGUGGCCUAAUCCCAGGAGGGACAGAGACGUGUCAGGUCAUUGCUCCAAACAAAAUACCACCUCCUCCGCCCCUGCCUGCACUAAACACCCCUCUCUCUGAGCGACCAGGGAUCACUGGCGGGGGCUUCGUUGUCUCUCCCCCGUACAGGCACCCUCCCCCAGCCACAGCUGCACGUCCCAUUCAGCGGCAAAUGAGUGCAGAUGCAGCUGUUGUUAUGGCAAAUGCUGUCAAAAAACAGAGCAGCACCACAUCUUGUGGCUCAACAGGUCGAGACAGGGAACGUGGAGGAUCUCGAGUGUACAGUCUGGAUGUUCCUGAACCAAGAAGCCCGGAUGCCUGUAACCAACAACAGCCGCAGUACCCAGACCGAGCCAGUCCUGUGGGAUGUGGGGAGCCGCUGGAGAGACUGCCUUUAGUAGGGAGUGGGAGCUGUGGAGGAGGGGGUGGUGGUUGCGACAGUGGUGGUGUUGGUGCCCAACAUCCGGACAGCCAGAAGUCACAUCAUUACCAUCAGCAACAGCAGAUACAGCAGCAGCAGCAGCAGCAGCUGGACGUGCAGCAGGACUACCACUGCUCGGAGCACCGCCACUCUGUCCCAGCUCUUUACUACCAAGGGUCCCACCAUGGCUCCCCAGCCCAGCGGGUUUCUUUUCUAAAACCCCUGACACGAUCCCGCAGGGACGCAGCAUCCUAUUCCCAGCUUUCCCCUGCCCGCCAACACUCCAGUUACUCUGGAUACUCUUCUAGCCCAGAGUACUCAUCGGAGAGCUCGCUGCGCAUCUGGGAGCGCUUUCGUCCAUACCGAAAAGGGCCUCGCGACGAGGCCUGUUACGUGACAGCUGGAAACGCUCUUCGAAAGAAGGUGCAGUUUGCUAAAGGCGAGGACCUGCAUGACAUCCUUGAUUAUUGGAAGGGUGUCUCUGCUCAGCAGAAGUUGUAACUGGGAACGGAAGUUAAGCAGAGUGGGAAAUGGAGUUUUGGUACUUUUUAUCCUGAUAAGCCCAUGGGCCAGAGAAACCAUUUGAAGUUUAUUGAGGGGAAAAAUGUAGGACAAAUUUUUCCCAUGGGCUUGUUUUUUUUUUUUUUUUUUUUUUUUUUUUUUUUUGGCAUGCUAGGUGUAUAGGAUAUUGUGCUACAAGCAAGUACUGUGAGACUGUGCCUGGGAAUUGGACAUUCAUUACAGUGCUUUUUUGAAGUUUUUUUUAACACUUCAUUGUAGCAUUUUUUCCCCUUUUUUUGGUGUUUGUGUGUUCCAUUUAUUAUACAGGGAACAAAUGCCUACUGUGUAAUUUAGUACUCUUUGAAGUGAUCAUGUUUUGUGAUCCUAUGGACCAUUUUUUAAUCAGUGCCAUGUUUCAUCUUAAGCUUUAAGCUUAUUUGAUCCUAGAUGUUCCUGUUGUGUAUCGGAGUUUACAUUCAUUUCAGCUUUUAAAUGAUAGGUGACGUGGAACGUAUGGAAUCAAGACCCUUUUUUGCAAAUUCAAAGAUUGGUAAAAAAUCUGCACAAUGCAGUGUUGUACUCUUUCCUCUCUUUCAAGCAUUUGUUGCAAUGAAUAAAGCAAACAGAUCAUUUGCAUUCAAAUGCUGACAUGAAAUUAUCAGGUCAAAAUUAACUAUUCAGCUGUGUGAAUUUGGAGAGAGAUGAGAAAAAGAAGCAGUCUCCAAACAAGCAUUGAAAGUCCAUCCUUCUAGUGUUUUCACCCAUGCAGUGUAGGUUUUUAUUAAUUUAUUUCCUGCGUUUUAAAAUUUGAACAGUCUAAGUAUUUUAGAUUUUGAACCAGGAAUGAUUAAGUUAAGUCCAGAGUCACCAGAAAAAGUGAUAUUGGCCUUUAGUUUCACACCAAUAGGAAGUUGCCAUGUCAACUUCAGCAUCUUUAGCAGCUUUGGCUAACUUUUCUUAUUUUACCAGGUAUUCCAAAUGCUACUAAAUAAAUGAAGGUUUCUCCAAUGUUUUUGUGGCCUUGUGUUAACUGGCCAUAGGAAGUUCGUAACCCUGUCUGGGCUACUCAAGAACUGCUUCUUUUCUUACUUCAAAAUAAGGGUCUCAAACAUUGAUAACACAGGCUGUCAAGUGUAAAGCAGUCACCUUUGUAUCCAGGGCUUAAACAGCAGCUUAGAUUCACUUCACCAGGAGACGUUCUGACCUGGAUGGAAAUGGAUUUAGCUUCGUGAGCCAUUUUUAUAUCCUGAGUUCUCAUGCCACUGAUAACACCCCUUGUUGUUGAGGUUUAACACAAAAUUUUCGUUAUUUAUAGAUGAGUUUACAUAUCUCCCCUUGAAAACUGUUGUAUUCCCCACCGACCAAAAAAGACCAAAAACAUGUGAGUGAAAGAAAUGCAAUCGGAAGAUGACGUACAAACAAUAUUUCUGAGUACAGGAGAAAUGUACAUAGGUUAUAAACGUGUAAUGUUGGAGAGUAUCGUUUAAUAUGAGCAUGACGUUACAUUCCAAACCCUUUUGUCAAACAUUCAAAAUGAACGAGGCACAGUAGGAAAGGGUGCUUAUGAUUACUGCCAAUGUGUUUAUUCUGUUUCGGAAACAAUCGCUAUUGUCUAUAAAUGAUAACCUAAUUAACCAACUUGUGACAGGCAUGUCCUCUUGCACUUUAUGCCUCAUAAUUGUGUAUGUGUAGCUGUGUGGUACACAGUGGUCAUUGUAAGGAAGUGUCGGCAUGCCUUGUCAGAUAAUAUCUUAUAUGCCCAAACAGGCUUAAAUUAAUAUCUUUUUUUUUUUUUUUUCCCCUGUGUCUGGUUGUCUCAGUCUGAACAACAAUAGAUUAUUAAUGGUAUGUACAAAUGUACAUAUGUCAUACAAGUUCAUGGUACGUUUUGUCAUACUUCGGACAUCACAGUGCUGUGAUUACUCAAAAAUGUUCUGUGAUUUUUUUUUUUUUUUUUUUUUUUGGUAACAGCCGUCAGUGGACCUUGCUCACAUUUUUGGGCAAAUUAACCCUUUUCAUAAUCUGCAAUUUGUGUCACUACCCUGGAUUUAAAAAAAAAAAAAAAAAAGAAGUUUAGUUAUUCAGCCAUCGAGGACAUUCUGUGCUAAACUUAAACAUGUGAAAGUUUAUUUAGCUGCUAUGUUUUUAACAUUCUUCUACGGUUGUCUUUUACCGACUUCCCACCUUACCUACCUCCUUGGGUAAAGUAGGAUGUUGGUAUGAGGGGAAGUAAUGAUCUGAUAUGCAGGCACACAUAAGCAGUAUUUUCUGGAUUGUUUCAAGUGUUGAACUUUUGCAGUUGACCUUCAGCAUCACCUAUAUUUAUUCUGGUGAAUAAAUGCAAGGUGAACAGAAAAUAUGCAAAAGCAUGUCCAUGCAUCUCCGUACCGAUCUCAUUCUCGUUUUAUCUCUUUAAACAGUGGUUACCUUACACUUUCUUUUUUCUACCAAUUUUGCUAUUGCGAGGCAUUGAGAAGAAGCAUCUCUUUGAAAUUCCAAAUUCAGAUAUGAGAGGUGGAAACACCAAAACAAAAUUCAUGUUUUGAAUGUGGCUUUGUCGGUGCUGUAAUAUCCCGUCCCGAGCGCCACGUUUCUAGCGUAGACCACCGUUUCAUGAUUAUUGAGACGUUUCAACUUUUGUUGCUUUCCAAUCAUCUCAAGUAAAAAAAAAAAAAAAAAAAAAAAAAAUAUUUUUCAAG